AUGUGUGUUUGCACCCAGGGACUAGGAGGAGCGACGCCCUCCACUUCGUCGCUUCAGCCCACACGCGAUAUGAGCGACGUGGCAUCUGCCGGCGGCUUUGCGCCUGCCUCUGGGUCCGCUGCCUCGCCACUUCAGGAGGCGGGACCUAGUGCACGUCGUGUGUCGUACUGGGCCCCUUCCAAGUACUUGGAAGCCCCUUCCCUUCCUUCACAGGACACGCGCGAAAAGGAGGAAGAGGCUGCGACAGCGACUGCCAUUGCUGUAGGGUACGAAGGCCGACGUGCUCGUCGUUAUGUUCAUCGACGUACGAUCGACUACUGGGGUAGUAUUCCUCUCUAUGCAUACAAACGCGCAUGUUUGGCUACAGGUGGGCGUCGCGACUGGUACUUGCGGCCCAGUCCUCACCAAGUCGUGGACUUGUUGCCUGCGCAUGCCUACCCUGAAUCUGCCACGUCUGUGGCGAGCGUGCUUGUCCACACAUCUACAAACAAGGUCCGAUGUCCUGUCAACAUAGUGCGCUGGCUUCCGGAAGGCCGGCGUCUCUUGACAGGCUCUACGAGUGGCGAGUUUACAUUGUGGAAUGGCUUCACCUUCAACUUUGAGACCAUUCUGCAAGCACAUGACUCGGCAGUGCGUGCGAUGGAAUGGUCCCACUCUGGCUCUUGGCUUAUUUCAGCGGAUCAGAAUGGUCAGAUCAAGUACUUUCAAAGCAAUAUGAACAAUGUACAAGCUUAUACAGGUCAUCGUGAUGCGAUUCGUGGUAUGAGCUUUGCGCCGGAUGACCAGCGAUUUGUAACGGCAUCGGACGAUAGUACGCUCAAGAUCUGGGGCUUCGAUGAGGCGCAAGAAGAAUCUACACUCAAGGGCCACGGCUGGGAAGUCAAGUGUGUGGAAUGGCAUCCGACCCAAGCGCUUCUCGUAUCUGGCAGCAAAGACAAUCUUGUGAAGUUUUGGGACCCGCGUUCAGGCGGUGAGCUUGGUACCUUCCAUGGCCACAAGAAUACCGUGCAGGCGGUGCGCUGGAAUCCGAAUGGCUAUCUGGUCGCUACAGCCUCUCGUGAUCAGUCUAUCAAAAUUUAUGAUACCCGUGCUAUGAAAGAUGUAUACACCUUGCGUGGUCAUGCGAAAGAAGUAUGCAGCUUGGAAUGGCACCCUAUUCAUCAUGACCUACUUGUAUCCGGUGGCUCCGAAGGGUCCAUGCUCUUCUGGUCACUACGAUCUUCCACGCCAGAGACGCCCAUCCAUGUCAUGGAGGCGGCGCACGAAUCCAACGUAUGGAGUGUGCAAUGGCAUCCGUUUGGUCACUUACUGGCCAGUGGGAGCAAUGAUCAUACAACACGGUUCUGGAGCCGCAGUAGGCCUGGUGAGCAGGUGCAAGAGGCCCAUGAUGCGGCGGACGAUCAAUGGAAUGCAGGUGUCGCCUCUGACGUACAAGGUAUGUCGAUUGUCGCUACUUACCUCCUAGACGGUGUGAUCCCUGGUUUGGCACGACGAGACCGAGCCGUUCGUGACCAGCGUUCAGGUACGCCCACCAUGGCAUCGUCGGACGAUGCCAUCCCGGGCCUGGGCGCUCGGUCUUUGUCGCGCCCUGUGCGCCGCGGCGAUCGAUGGCACACCCACACAGGCGGUUGGUAG
Malassezia pachydermatis is the source of this 1635-nucleotide messenger RNA. Its product is annotated as wd40 repeat-like protein. Lineage: Eukaryota; Fungi; Basidiomycota; Malasseziomycetes; Malasseziales; Malasseziaceae. The record is from RefSeq and is a predicted model, not a curated record. Gene Ontology annotation, molecular function: protein binding. The transcript has 2 exons. Bases 1 to 1635 code for a protein of 544 amino acids. Gene Ontology annotation, cellular component: mRNA cleavage and polyadenylation specificity factor complex.